Molecule: messenger RNA, 1248 nt
Organism: Coccidioides immitis RS
Lineage: Eukaryota; Fungi; Ascomycota; Eurotiomycetes; Onygenales; Onygenaceae
Exons: 6
Coding region: 1-1248 (415 amino acids)
Source: RefSeq, a predicted model, not a curated record
AUGUCUUACAACGAUAAGGGCAACUAUGGUCGGAGCACCAGCGGCUAUGGAGGCAAUGACAGUUCAUAUGCCUCUUCCCGUCGUGAUGACGACUACGGUUCUUCCGGCCGCGGAAGCUCCCACGGGGGCUCUCGUGGAGAUGGUACCUAUGGGUCCAGCAGGAGAGACGACGACGACAAUUCAUAUUCAAACUCCGGCCGUGCUGGAAUGAGCGGAAGCUACGGAUCUAGCAACAAACGUGAUGAUGAUUCCUACGACUCAUCACGGCGUGAUGACAAUGAUACGUACGGAUCCUCUGGCCGUACCAGCGGGAACAAUUCCUAUGGUUCUAAAACGAGAAAUGAUGACACCUACGGAUCGUCUGGCCGAACUGGUGGCUCUGAUUCCUAUGGAUCCGGUCGACGUGACAAUAAUAAGUCCUAUGGAUCAUCUGGAUAUUCUGGAAGCGACAAUUACGGCUCUAACAAGAAGCACGACAAUGAUACAUAUGGAUCUUCAGGCCGCACUGGUGGCGAUAAUACGUACUCCUCGAACCGUCAUGAUAACGGCUCCUACGGGUCUAAUAAUCGCGACAAGGACACGUCCUACGUCUCGUCUGGCUAUGGGUCUAGCAAGAAAGAUAGUGAUGAUUCAUAUGGUUCUAGCAAACGUGACAAGGACUCCUAUGGUUCAUCUGGCUAUGGGUCUAGCAAGAAAGAUAGUGAUGAUACACAUGGUUCCAGCAAACGUGACAAUGACAAGGACUCCUAUGGUUCAUCCGGCUAUGGGUCUAGUAAACGCGGCAAUGAUACACACGGAUCGUCCGGAUAUUCGGGAAGCACUUCCUACAGCUCUAGCAAGAGAGAUGACAACGAUUCCUACGGCAGACGCGAUAAUGAUUCUUCAUACGGGUCAUCUGGGUACGGCUCCGGCAAGAAGGAUGAUAAUCCUUACGGAUCUAGCAAACGCGAUAAUGAUACGUAUGGGUCAUCCGGAUAUUCAGGAAGUACCAGCUAUGGUUCCGGCAAAAAAGAUGAUAACAACACCUAUGGCUCCUCGGGCUAUUCCGGGAAUACUAGCUAUGGAUCUAGCAAGAGAGAUGAUUCAUACGGGUCUAACACCCGUGACAAUAAGUACAGCUCGUCAGGCUAUGGGAGCGGGCACCGUGACGAUGACAGGAACGAGUCCAUGACAAGCAAGAUCCUGCACAAAGUGGGUGAUGUGAUUGUAGACAAGAUCAGUGACAGGAUUGAAGGAAAGGGGAAAUGA